GAUUUCAACCUGCCUGGUUCCUCUGCAGGACGAGGCAGCCGUUCUGUCAACGACACUACAGGACAGUACAGGUUCCAAACAUACGGACCAACGCGAACCUCCGCGCCCCAUCACAUUUAAAAGUCUAGUGCUUCUCUCAGCUCUUCAGUCUCGCAUACAAAUGAAAUAACAGUAUUUUUUUUUUUUUUGGGAAAUAGACUAGUAGUACUCGGUGUAAAAGAAUUAAUUUAUUCGGUGUAUAAUAGUUACCGUCUACGAGUAAGCAAGUAAUUAGUCGUUGAUUCGGCAACUGCUGCAACAUUACAUUAAUGUAGGUUCAGCAAAUGACAAUAGGUAACGAACACUACAAAGUUUGAGCACUUCUAAGUAUACAGCAUACAAAUGACGGAUCAAUCUGUGACCGCCAUCGGGAGAGUGAAGUUGCGAGAGAAAUGCGAACUGUAGCGUCACCUAGUGACAAAACAUCAAUUCGCGGUCCUGCAGAUCGAUUGAUCGCGCCUGGCUUCUGUUCCGCGUCGUCACGUGCGACUGCUCCGGUCUGCCGUUACAAGUUGUGUUUGGAGAGAUGGCGGAGGAAGACAGGGAAGCGCGUACGGCCGCAGGUCAGGCGGCGGGCCACGAGCCCGGGGAUGAGGCACGAGUCGGCGUUUCGGACGAAACCGCGGACGGAGGAGCGGAGGGCACGGCGAGCGACCCCGCGGAGGCGCCGCCGAAGGACAGACUCGGUCUCAGGCCGCCCCCGGAGGGCGGCUGGUCGGCCCCCAUCCUGUCGUUCGCACGCCGAGCCACGGAGACGCUGAGCGGAGGAACCGGCGGCUACGGGCAGGUGCUGAGAAACGCGGUGUCUGGUCAGGGUUCGGGUUCGAGUCCCGUUCUGGCUCCUGGUCCGAGUGGCCCGCCCGGGAAACAGCGCCUCCCUACGGCAGACGGUGAUGGCACGAACAGCCAAACCCCUGGACUCGGAAGAGACUCGAUGGCAGUAGAACGUUCCAACCUGCUCAGCAUGAUGAAGCUUAGCGUGAAGGUCCUGAUCCAGUCAACACUGGGCCUGGGCCGUUCGUUGGACUCGGACUACCCACCGCUGCAGCAGUUCUUUGUGGUUCUGGAACACUGCCUCAAGCACGGCCUGAAAGUGAGGAAGAGCUUCAUUGGACAGAAUAAAUCCAUUUGGGGCCCACUGGAGCUGGUGGAGAAACUGUGCCCCGAAUCGGCUGACAUUGCGACUAGUGCACGGGACAUGCCGGGGAUCAAGACUGGCCUGGGCAGGGCACGAGCAUGGCUGCACUUGGCUCUCAUGCAGAAGAAGGUGUCUGACUACAUGAAGGCUCUUCUGGAUCGACGGGAUCUGCUCAGCGAGUUCUAUGACCCUGGAGCCCUCAUGAUGGAAGAGGAAGGGACAGUGAUUGUGGGGAUGUUGGUGGGGCUCAACGUCAUCGACGCAAAUCUCUGUGUGAAAGGAGAGGACCUCGAUACUCAGGUAGCAGUCAUUGACUUCUCACUGUACCUGAAGGACCCCCAGAGCAAUGAGAGCCCCAAGGAUGAUGGGAAGAUGACUGCCAUUUUGGACCAGAAGCACUAUAUUGAGGAGCUCAACCGUCAUUUAAGCUGCACGGUAACGGACUUGCAGGCUAAGAUGGACUCGUUGGAAAAGACAAACUCAAAGCUCAUUGAGGAGCUGUCUGCUGCAACGGAUCGGAUAAAUGCCCUGAAAGAAGAGCAGGAGCAACUGAAGCUGGAGAACCUGUCUAUUCUUCAGAGAAGCAAGCAGAAGCAGGAGGUGACACAACAGGACAACGAAGUGGAGCUGGAGACAUACAGACAAUCCCGGCAAGGACUUGAUGAGAUGUACAAAGAAGUGUGGAAGCAGUAUAAGGAGGAGAAACGGAUCCGCCAGGAGCUUCAGAAGGAGCUGGAGCUGCAGGUAGGCUUGAAGCAGGAGAUGGAGGUGGCCAUGAAGCUGCUGGAGAAAGAUACCCACGAGAAACAGGACACGUUGGCUGCUCUGCGCCAACAGUUGGAUCAGGUCAAGAGCCUCAACCUCCAGAUGUUCCACAAGACACAGGACGCAGAUAGAAUCGUACAGCGGAAAGACGAAGAGGUUCAGCAGCUUGAGGGACGGAUGAGCCACAUGAUGACAGCCAUGAAGGAGCUGGAGGAGAGACUGCAGGCCUCUGAACGCACACGCAAACAGGCUGACAAGAAGGAGAGAGACGUACGGCUCGAGCUUGAGGGGCGAAUUGAUGCCUUGCAGAAGCAGCUUGGAGAUUUGGACAAAUUGAGGCUGGGUCUAGAGUCAGACCUGCGCAGCGAGAAAGAGCAGCGGCAGAGUAUGCAGAAGGAGCUCCGGAGAGAGCAGGACAACAGCACAGAGCUGCGCACGCAACUGCAGCAGCUGCAGGGUCUGCAGAAGGAGUUACAGGACCUCCGGGAGGAAAAGAAGCAACUGCAGCGGACGUGUGAAGAGCAGGAGCAAGCACUUCAGGAGAUGGGUCUGCACCUCAGCCAAUCCAAACUGAAAAUGGAGGAUUUCAAGGAAGUCAACAAAGCCCUGAAGGGCCAUGCCUGGCUGAAAGAUGAUGAGGCCACUCAGUGCAAGCAGUGUCAGAAGGAGUUCUCCAUUGCCCGCAGGAAGCACCAUUGCCGGAACUGCGGAGACAUCUACUGCAGCCAGUGCUCUAGCAAUGAGCUGGCCCUGCCCUCGUACCCAAGACCUGUCCGAGUCUGUGACACCUGCCACACACUACUGUUGCAGAGAAGCUCCUCCACCGGGUCCUGACCAAUGACACCUGUGCCCAAUCAUACACAGAUAUACAUACUCCUACAGAGGGUAUCAUGGGACACACACUUGUCUGCGUAAUCUUGAACGUUGAAACGGGGAGGAAGACGAGCUCAUUAUAAUGUGCACCACGCAGAAAUGUCCUGCUAGCAUCAGAACAACCAUUCGCUACCAUGUUACAAGCAGGAAAAAGGGGAUAAUUUUCUUAUAGCUUUAUAGAAAACUAAUUGAUCAAUAGCAUUUCAGGCUCAUCUAAUCAUUAGACACAUCUGGCAUCUACUUUAAGGGGAAAUGGUCUGGUUAUCUUUAUACUAAUAUGCUUUAUUGGAAAUAAUUUUGUCGUUCCGUUUAAAUUCUCUGACCUGAACUAAUUCUAUGGCAGUUUAAUUAUGUGCUACUGUGCAAGUUCAUGGGGGUGUCAGAGUGGUUCUCAGGACUGUUAGAAAGGCUGAAUCUGUCUUUUUGCCCCCAUAGUACAGUUCUUGUGCCUUUGAAAAUCAUCUAAAAUCAGCUUUUUCAAAUUGAUUUUUAUAAGAUUAAUAGAUUAUAAUUCCAGUGGAAAUAAAAUAUUUCAAAUCCUAUAUAAAAUAUAUUGUUUUAAUGAAUUAAGUCCAGUGCAUUCUGCACUUGAGAGAUUUUGCAGGCCCUUUGCUAUUCUACGUGCUUCGAUGAGCUUUGGUUUUGCAGGUUUUCAGACUGCCUGUGGGCUGAUUUAGGUUAACUGUCAGGAAUUACAUCGACCAGGGGAGAGUUUAUCAGAGACCUUGGAAACCUGUGCAAGAUGUUUCGCGCAGCUGCACUGUAAUGUAAAUGUUUAUGCAUAUAGUUUGUGUAUAUACUUAAAGUGAAUGUGGAAAGCAUACAUGAUGCAGAUUGUAUACAUUUAAAUUGUAUGUACUACAAAAAUGCUGUAAGAGGAAAAAAGUCACAUAAAUUCCCUUUUAAGACAACUGAGAUGGAACCCUGGUUUCUAUAAAAAAGACUGGUUAUGAUGACCCAACUUGAAAUAAGUAGAUCACGAUUUUAAAAGCUUUUUCCUACAAAUUAGAGCUCACAGAUGCAACAUAAAUGUUUAAACCACCUGAAGUCAGUAUUUUGGCAUAGAAGCUUGUAAAGCAAGCAGUUACAUACCAGCAAGACGGCUGAAAAUUAUCACUGGCUGUUUUAACGUUAGAAUGACUGCCAAAUGUGGUGUGAUCACUUGUCAAAUAUUUACUUCAAAUUUUGACGCAAACGUUUUUCAAAACAUAUUCACUACCUUUAAAUAACUGGUGCGAAAACCGUAACAGCCAGGAGCUAAAAAUGUGUAUUUUAAAUCUGUAUCCUUACCUGUUGAGUUACAGUAUUUGUUGUAAUUUUAGUUCUAAUCAAAGCCAUUUUCAGAACGGUUACGCAUGCUCUGACCACUUUUCUAUUAUACAUUUUAUAUGCCACAGUUACUGAAGGUACUUG
Scleropages formosus (Asian bonytongue) is the source of this 4228-nucleotide messenger RNA. It is a transcript of the gene rufy1, whose product is annotated as RUN and FYVE domain containing 1. Gene Ontology annotation, molecular function: metal ion binding. The transcript is spliced from 18 exons. The record is from RefSeq and is a predicted model, not a curated record. NCBI's taxonomy places the organism in Eukaryota, Metazoa, Chordata, Actinopteri, Osteoglossiformes, Osteoglossidae. Gene Ontology annotation, biological process: regulation of endocytosis; protein transport. Gene Ontology annotation, cellular component: cytoplasm. Bases 566 to 2776 code for a protein of 736 amino acids.